Molecule: messenger RNA, 4796 nt
Organism: Toxoplasma gondii ME49
Lineage: Eukaryota; Apicomplexa; Conoidasida; Eucoccidiorida; Sarcocystidae
Product: DNA replication licensing factor, putative
Exons: 17
Coding region: 607-3756 (1049 amino acids)
Biological process (GO): double-strand break repair via break-induced replication; mitotic DNA replication initiation; DNA replication
Cellular component (GO): nucleus; MCM complex
Molecular function (GO): single-stranded DNA binding; 3'-5' DNA helicase activity; ATP binding
Source: RefSeq, a predicted model, not a curated record
CGCGGAAGCAGAGAGAGAAACUGGGUUCUGUGUUCAGAUUUCCUGCAGAGGGAGAAGAAUUUACGAAACGCCCUGGCAGGCUGUGCGCCCCCCUCGGGUACACACCCAGAGCAACCCCCUUGUGCAUACUCGAGUUUCACCGGGUUAGCGUACUAGCUUCAGUUGUCCUUUACUCUGCUGACUGUUUUUCUCCAUUCAUCAAGAUCCAAACCCUCUCCUUUCUUUCUGUUGUUGUGAUUUUUACUGCGUCUCUCGCUCGUUGGCGGGCUGUGGAGGAAACCAGUUUCGCCGGCACACCGCCUCCCUCCUGUAGUUUCCCCCCUUUGUUCGCCAACUGGUCUUCUGCCAAGUUUUUCUUCUCGUUCAAGGAAGCAAAUUUCCUGCAGCAAACCUUUUGUUUUCUCCCGGUCAAAAUCGUCUUUCUCUCCUUUGUCCUCGUACUUGUACCCUCGGGGUGUUAUUGUCCACACUGCGUGCUUUACUCCCUCCCGUCCUGUCUCUGUCUCUUCUUGCCCGGGGAGACUAUCUUUCCAGAACGAGCACUCUCCGUCUUUCCUGCGACACCGCCUUCGUCACUUCUCACCCGUCAAUAAAACGUCUACAAAAAUGUCGACAAAUCGAGCGAGCGGCCUGGACCGGUCUCCUCUGCGCCGCACCGAGGAGGAUAGCGAGGCUGAUGUCAACGCUGAUGGAGAGCGAGGAGUUGUGCUCUCGGAGGUGGAGGAAGAAGACGACCAGGGCAGACUGCGCGGCGGCGUCCUCGACGAAAAUGUGGAUUACUUCCAAGGCAGUCGCGAGUUGGAUUUGGAGGAGAGAAGGGCGGAAGAAGAAGCAGAAAAAAUCAUCGAUGAAGAAAACACAGAGGACCUCGUCUUUGGCAUGCGAGAUGAUGAGCGGGAAAGGGAAGCAUUUUUGGCGGCGGGCAUGGACGCCGAUGCCUUCGACGCUUCGCUGAUCGACGACGAAGAUUUGGACGACCUCGACCCUCACUUGGAAGAAAAAGCGAGAAGAGCAGCAGAGCGCCAUCUCGACGCCAGAGAAAAUGAAGCUCGCAGGAAGAGAAGAGGCGACAAGGCAGCCAAGGGAGACAUCUGGGCUCAGCUUCUCGAGGAAGAUGACGAAGGUGCGUCCGAGAUGGACAGAGUCCUUCGCCGCGUAGAGGAACGCAGACGGCGGUUCUUCUCAGGCACCGGCAUGGGAGGGAGAGGCAGCGAGCAAAUCAACCUCCACGAUCUUAACGAAGCAAAGAAACUUUUGACGGAAUCUAACCCGGCCCUCGUGCCCUUCGGCGAGCAGCACCAGCAGGCGAUGGACACUCUGUUCAAGUAUUUUCUGUACAAGUUCAAUCUGCAUGCGUUUCGCCGGGUGCAGCACGGCGGCGUCGGAGAAGAGGAGGAAGGGGAGAAGCGCGACGACGAGAAGGCGCUGUAUUACCUCGACAGAAUCCAGGACAUGAUUCGCGAGGACCGGGCGACUAUCCUGGUGGACACGCGGCAUUUGAUUUUUUUCUCUGACCAGCUGGUGAAGUGGAUCGAAGCGUAUCCGCUGCCGGCUCUGCAAGUAAUGAACGAUGUGAUCACUGUCGAGGCGGAGGCAUCUUGCCCCUCUCUCUAUUCGACGCGAAUUUGCUCGGUGAUUCUCACCGACUGGCCGUACAAGGAGGAACUUCGUCAGCUCAGGUGCACUCACCUGAACUCUCUCAUCUCUGUCUCCGGAGUCGUCACGCGUCGCUCUUCUGUCUUGCCCAAGAUGCGGCUUCUCUACCUCAAGUGCAGCAACUGUCUCAACAGCAUCACAGACGUUCCAAUCCAACUUGUCGAGGGCAGGAAAAACGACGCCAUGCCCCGAAAGUGCCCGCACUGCCAAGGUUCGCGCUUUAUCAUUGACCGCGUGAAGACAGCGUUCGUCGACUUCCAGCGCCUGACUCUGCAGGAGUCCCCGGGGAAAGUUCCUCCGGGUCGUCCGCCGCGCCAGCGUGAGGUGAUUAUCACGGGCGAGUUGGUGGAUUCUAUCAAGCCUGGCGAAGAAGUGGACGUGCUCGGAAUCUACCAAACCAAAUGCGACUAUUCGCUGAAUGCCAAGACUGGGUUUCCGAUCCUCGCCACAGAGAUCCUGGCCAACAAUGUGGUGCGAACGAGCGACGCGAGAAUGACCGAGUUCACCGAGGAGGACCUGAAGGCGAUCAAACAGCUGUCUCGGGACCCGCAUAUUCGCGAGAGAAUCUUGGCGUCGAUUGCCCCCGCGCUGUGGGGAAACCGAGAGGUGAAGACAGCCAUCGCCUACGCCCUGUUCGGAGGUGUCCCCAAGGGACGAGGCCCCAGCGAACGGGGACAGGACGGAAACGACCUUCCCGGCAGUCUCCUCAUGGGCAGCAGCCGACGGACCGCCUGGGGCAAGGGUGCCAGCGACGCAGCGCAAGGCAUCGGCGCCCGCGAAGAAGGCGGCUCUCAGGGGGGCACUCUGGGCUCCAGUCCUCACACUAUUCGAGGAGACAUCAACGUCCUUCUCCUCGGUGACCCCGGUCUUGGCAAGUCUCAGGCUCUCCAGUACGUGGCGCGAACUUUUCCCCGAACCGUCUGCACCACCGGCAAGGGUGCCUCGGCGGUCGGUCUCACAGCUGGUGUUCGAAAGGACCCGCAAACGGGCGAGUGGACGCUGGAAGGAGGCGCCCUGGUGCUGGCAGAUGAAGGCAUUUGCCUGAUUGAUGAGUUCGACAAAAUGGUGGACAGAGAUCGCGUCUCUAUUCACGAGGCGAUGGAGCAGCAGUCCAUCUCGAUCUCCAAGGCAGGCAUUGUCACCACCCUUCGCGCCCGAUGCUCCGUCAUUGCAGCGGCGAACCCAAAGUUCGGUCGCUACAUUCCCUCGUACACAUUCAAGGAAAAUGUCGACUUGUCCGAUCCCAUCUUGUCCCGUUUCGACAUCAUCGCUGUCCUCAGAGAUGUGCCGGAUGCAGACGAAGACCACUACCUGGCGGAGUAUGUGCUAACGCAUCAUCAACUGGCCCAUCCCAACAUAUCGCACUUGGAGAACUACCAGCAGAGGAUGGAAGAACUGGAACAUAUCAUGCUUGGCAAUCAAGCCUACGAGCCGAUCCCUCAAGACCUCUUGCAGAAAUACAUCCUCUACGCCAGAGCGAAUUGCCGCCCAGUGCUGGAUCCUUCCGUGAACUCCGUGGCGGCCAAAGUGUCUUCCUUCUACGCACGCUUGCGUCGCAGAGCUGCGGCAACCGGAGGCCUUCCGCUUACUCUGCGUCACGUCGAGGCGCUCCUUCGCAUGGCUGAAGCCAAUGCAAAGAUGCGCCUCUCGCCGGUUGUCAGCAGUACAGAUGUCGACUACGCCAUCGCGACCCUUCUGGACUCCUUCAUUUCCUCUCAGAAGUUUGCCGUCCAGCAGCGCCUUGGCCGCGAAUUUGCCAGAUAUCGCGCGCUCGCCAGAGGUGGUUGGGCGACGCUGUCUGCGCUCUUGAGGCGCCUCAUGCAACAGCGCCUGCAACGCGUUAUGCUGCAGAGAGCAGGCGCUCCCGGCGCAGAACUGGAGCCUUUGAGCCAGGCCGAUUUCGACAGUGCACGAAGAGUUAAAGUUCCAGAAUUCGUGAAAGUCGCGGCCCAAAACAAAUUCGCGGCCUACCAAGUCGAGGCCUGGAUGGCGUCGUCACACUUCACGGAGCAAUUCCGCGUUGUUCAGGAAGGAGAAGACAAGACGAUUGUCUCGCUCAACUGGAGCCGGCCGACCGCAGCGGCUGAGGGCAGCGGCUAGAAAAGAAAGAGGCGAAGGAGCGUUAAGGAGGAAGAGAAGAAACGUUGUGAGAGACGAAGAAGGUGUCACAAAAGUGUGACAACAGGUAGAAAUUUGAAACCAAGCAACACAGCUUGCUUUCUGCAAGGAAGGCAGAACAUGCGAGACAAAUGUACAGGUUCUUUGGGAAAGAGUAGGAACGCAAAAAAGAGGUGGACGUCGGGAAAAGGAACGAAGAAACAGGAAUGGUUCCAUUUCCUGCGACUAGUAACCCUAUUUUUAAGGUUCUUUCUUGAGUGGCCUAUCCGACCGAAUGAAUAAACAAACUAGAGCGGUGUGCUGGACGCAGAGGCGAUUUCCUGCCUUGAGGCAUUUCUCUCUUGUCUCCUCAGAGUGCCUUCCCCAUGAAUGACACCAGAGGUCUCUUUCCUGUGAGUGUGUGUGUGUGUUCGUCGUUUCUCUGUGGACUUUAAAGCAUGCGCGCCGCUGGAUUCUGUAGAACUUCGCUUCUCUUCCGUUUUUUCGAGCACGCCGGUUUGCUGCUGUCCUCCGCUGUUUUUCUGGCAAACGCCGUGCCGGGGCUUUGCUCGGGGGCACUCGAGCUCUCUUCUUCCUUUUAAAAAUAACGAGUGUGUUCUUUUUCUUUCCUUGGCUGGCUGCGAUCGGAUCUCGCAGGAGUUCGCUCUUGAUUCGCGCUUGUUUCCUUCACGUGUGCCUGCCUGCUGGCGCUGCAGUGUGUGGAACGAAGAAACGGACAACGUGCGUGAGUCUGUAAACGAGUUUCUCAGCGCAGCUAGAGUGCAGCUUUCUUCGAUACUGCUGCAUGUUGGGGUUUCAGUCUGGCCGAGGAAAAAGUUGCCUGCCGCGCUGUUCCCUCCAGAUUUCCCUUCCUCUGUCUUGAAGCGCUCCUGCCACAACUUCCACAUCCAUUGCCAAGGGGCCGUAAAAACACAAAGAAAACCACACAACCUUUCUCGAGGCACUCUACCCGUUCGUUGCUGGAACAUUUCAGUCAACUGCGUCUCUCCCCGGUAACGCUUCUACCUGCGACGUUGACCUAG